UACCACACUCGCUAUCAACUGUCUUCGGACAUCACAUUCUUUGAACAUCCAGUCACUCUUUCCUGGAUUAUCAACGUUUUCGCCUGGACCUUUUGAAUUCACCGUCAAAUACCCCUUCAGUUUUAAGAGCCAGGAUUUUUUGAACAUUCAUCAUGAUGAAGCUUACCGUUGCCUUCUUGGCUGCUCUCGCCGCCGCCGAUGCCGCUGAGGCUCGCAGCCACCGCCAGGCCCGUCGCCAAUACGGUGCCACCAACUCCUACGGUGGUGGAAACAGCUACGAGAGUGGCAACAACGGCUACGGCAGCGGAUACGGCGCCCAGCCCCCGGUUGUCGCCAGCUCUUCCGUCGUCGUCAGCUCCGCUGUUGUCAGCUCUGCUACUCCCGUAGAGACCCCCGAGGCCUCCACCUCAGCAACACCCGUCUCCUCGUCUGUUGCCACCCCGGUCGUCUCCUCGUCCGCUGAGGUCCCAUACAUCCAGUCCUCUUCCCCUGUCUUCGAGACCUCCAGCACCCCUGCCGAUGCUACCUACACUCCUAGCGUCCCCGCUGGCGGUGUCUCCAGCAGCAUGGCCAGCUACCCCGUUGGCGGUGGCUACGGAGCUCCCUCCUCCGCUGUCCCUGAGGCUGCCACCUCCAGCUCUGCUGUCGUUCCCACCAUGAGCUCUGCUGCUGCUUCCUCCGCCUACGGCACCGGCUACUCUGCCGUUGUCCCCUCCGGUGGUGUCUCCUCCUCGGUCCCCGUUGCCGCCUCUUCAUCGGUCCCUGCUGGCGCCAGCUCCAGCUCUGUUCCUGGUGUUAGCAUGAGCUCCGCUAUCCCCUCCGGCUCUUACCCCGUUGGUGGUGGAUACGGUGGCAAGCCAUCCUCUGCUGUCCCCGAGGCUGCCACCAGCAGCUCCGUCGUUCCCGGCGUCAGCAUGAGCUCUGCUAUCCCCUCCGGCUCUUACCCAGUCGGCGGCGGCUACGGAGGUGUCCCCUCCUCAGUCGUUCCUGAGGCUGCCACCAGCAGCAUGGCAGGAACUGGCUACCCUCUUUACCCCACUGGCACUGGUGCCGUCCCCAGCGGUGUCUCCUCCACCCCCAUCAGCGACAUGGUGACCUCCACCAUCUACAGCACCCAGAUCUUCACCAAGACUGCUUGCCCUCCUACCGUCACUGACUGCCCCGCCCACUCCACCGCGCUCGUCACCAGCGUUAUUGCAGUUGGCACCACCGUCUGCCCUGAGUCUGACCUCCCCAAGGCCACUCCCACCUCGGCCAUGACCAGCUCCUACCCCGUCUCUGAGGUCGUCCAGACCUACACCGAGACCCUCGUCUACACCGUCGGUGUUGGCUCGACUGCUCACCCAGUCACCACUGAGGUCACCUCCACCUCUACCUCCACCCAGUACUCCACUGUCGUCAUCACUGUCGGCAAGCCCACUCCUACUGGCGAGGGCUCCUACCCCACUGGCCCCGCCGGUGAGGAGGAUGUCACUUCCACCAUCAAGUCUACCUCCACCUCCACCAAGUACAUCACCGUCAAGCCCACUCCCACUGGUGAGGGUGAUGUCCCUGCUGACUCCGAGUCCAACCCCUCUGGACCCGCUGGUGGCAACGGUGCCUACCCCACUGGCCCUGCCGGUGGUGAGGCUAAGCCCUCCACUCCUGCUGGAAGCGAGGGUGGUGAGGACUGCGCUGCUCCCGUCACUGUCACCGUAACUGCCAAGGAGACCGUCACCGUUACCAAGGGUGGUGACUACCCUGCUGCUACCCCCAACGCUCCUGAGCCAACCCCCGAGGUUCCCUCUGAGCAGACUGCCUCCUCCAGCAUGCCCGCCGUCCCCACUGCCAUGUACCCCCCGUUCCCGCCACCUCUGUCCUCCCCAGCUUCUCUUUCGUCUCUGAGGUCGCCACCCCCACCGGCGAGACUGCUAUCCCCUCCUCCACCGUCCCCGCCAGUGCUGAGUCCAGCGCUGCCUACCCCGUUGGUGGCGGCUACGGCGGUGCUUCCAGCUCUGCUGCCGUCUCCACCCAGACUCCUGAGGCUUCCACCGUUGCCUCUUCCUCCGCCGCCCCCACCCCUACCCCUGACAACAGCUACGGCUCUGGCAGCGGUUACGGCUCCGGCUACGGCACCUACUAAGCGCUAAAGUGCAUCUCUUGUAUAUGAGCUUUGCGUUUUCUUAGUGUCGUUUGUUGGUAGGAUCGCUUGAUCCGCAUUCUCGCAUGUCUUGUCUGUCUACUUUAUCAAGUUCCCUCGGGCAGGGGCAAAGCGUUGGGUGGUUUCCUUUGUGAUGGAUUGUUCACGUAAAAGGCGGGACUAGACAGUUCAUAUCAUGUACAUUCGACAAUAUAUUGACUGUCUUCUUCCACAUCACCCUUCGGAUUCCCCAGGCUCGUCGGACUCUGGUACAUCGACGUGUUCAAGCUGCAAUGUUUGAUGAGACUCGACUUGUUCUUAGACUUUUCCUUUGUUGCGGUUGUUAAAUGACCAGGCGUUAUCUAGCUUUCUUGAAUUUACUCUUUGCGACUGAAUCUUGUCUCCAAUCUCAAUCGUGAUGCUUUUUACUGAGUUUUAG
Molecule: messenger RNA, 2558 nt
Organism: Alternaria rosae
Lineage: Eukaryota; Fungi; Ascomycota; Dothideomycetes; Pleosporales; Pleosporaceae
Exons: 3
Coding region: 153-2129 (658 amino acids)
Source: RefSeq, a predicted model, not a curated record